GAACUUGGCAUAUGUGUGUGCCGUACCCGAAAAGCCUUUAUGGUGGAGACGUUUCCUCAAAUCAGGCACGUAAUUCUGGACGAGGUCCACAAUUUUCAAGCUGAAGAUGGAGAUUGGCUAAGUAAAGCCAGAGGGCUCGUCAAAGAGCAGAUCAUUGAACGUGAAUUUAGUCACUAUGACUUCGCCUCUGACAAUGAAAGUGUUUUGGCGUCUUUCAGGGAAUUCGAAACUGAACUGGACAACUCUGAUACAAACUGUGUCGCGGGACUUGAUCCAGAAUGCAGCAUUUGCCAAAAUGAUGGCCCAGGCUAUCUGUGGUGUUUCAUGGACAGAGCUCAAGGUAUUCAUAAGUUGAAAAAAACAGGCAUACCAGAACGUCUUCCCCAGACUUUUUUUCUGGAGAAAGUGAUAAGGAACUCCGUACGGAUCUUCAACCACGCCGAACAAUUCCUUGAUAGGCGAAUUUGGCCUCACCCAGAAUCACGU
This is a messenger RNA of Porites evermanni, 486 nucleotides long. Lineage: Eukaryota; Metazoa; Cnidaria; Anthozoa; Scleractinia; Poritidae. The record is from the annotation of a GenBank genome assembly.